Messenger RNA from Ceraceosorus bombacis, 726 nucleotides. NCBI's taxonomy places the organism in Eukaryota, Fungi, Basidiomycota, Exobasidiomycetes, Ceraceosorales, Ceraceosoraceae. The record is from the annotation of a GenBank genome assembly.
AUGCACCAGCUCGCAGUAAAGUUAGCGAUUGCCUUGGCUCUGCUGGAUAUCGCGGGAGCUUCUAAAUCCGCAACAAGCCCUCCAUAUGGCGCGGUCAGCGCGUUGAAGCGUGGGCUGGGCGACAAAGCGCUUUCCGACGCGUUUCACGCCAUUGAUGACGUCAAAAUGAAGCCAGCAGAGCAGAUUCUGCCUCCCAACGUACCUUCGUCCCACAGAAUACGCGUGGACUAUUCCAAGCUAGAAGGAGACGAUCUGAAGAUGUCCCAUUCGCAGCUGGUAGCGCUUGAAAGCGGAGUGAGACGCCACGCAAUGCACUUACACCCAGAUAUGAAGACUUUCGUGCUUGAGACGGGUCCACGAAAGGCGGAUCGAGACAUGAGAUUGGCGCGUCCAUUCAGGUCGCGUCACGAGCAGUACAUUAGUCGGCAAGCGUACGACGCUGACGGAAAUCUCAUCCCUUUCAUGGAGCCGGGUGGAAUCGCCACGAGGAUCCAUCGUAUCGGCUUCAGUGGAUAUUUGGGACGAUUCUCCUCGCGCACGCCAUAUACGCGUCGCCCGUCCUCGCUAGGCCGAGGAGCUUCGUCUUCCACUGCUGGGCACGACAGCCCAGCUCCAGCUCAGGACCCAUCUGCUCAUGCGACCCUAGGACUCGAGAAGCUUCGCCUUCAGCGACGACCGCGCGGAGAAGAUCAGGCGCGCCGAGGUCAGCAAGCUCAUCGUUCCUAG